CUAGUUCGCCAUGGCCGGGAAAGCUGCCCUGACAAAUUGCUGUCGAAUAUUCCACGUUAAUACUCGAAAUAUAAGCCCUAUUGUGACGCAGGUACGAUGGUCUCAGUACAACCCCCAUUACUUGGAGCCAACCAUAGAUAAGACGGAGCUCAAGAAACCUUUGGAGGAACAAGACCCCCGUAGAUUUCAACCAAUCAAAGCUAUUCGUUCAGAACAGACUGUAGCACUUGGUUAUGACUUUCAAAGGGAAAAAUUCAUCAAUAUCAUGAUGAAGCAGGGAAACAAGCGACUGUCCAGGGAAAUAUUUGAAAAGUGUUUGGAAAAUAUAAAAAGAAUUCAGUUACAAAAAUAUCACAAGUCAGAAGAAAAUGAACGAUCUUCCAUUGAAUUGAAUCCAAUGAAUAUAUUCCACCAAGCCAUAGAAAACUGUAGACCACUGCUGAAGCUGACACGUAUUAAUAAGGGUGGAGUUGCAUAUCAGGUGCCAGUCCCAAUGACAGAGAAGAACAGCACAUUUCGAGCCAUGAAGUGGAUGAUAGAAUCUGCCAAAGCAAAGGAUGCUAACACUAGAAUGUAUGAUCAACUAGCUCAUGAACUUAUUAAUGCAGCAAAUAACACAGGCAAGAGUAUCAAGAAGAAACAAGAGCUCCAUAAACAAUGUGAGAGUAACAAAGCAUAUGCCCACUUCAGGUGGUGACACCUAUAGGAGUGAUCUAACAUCAUAGGAGCUUCAGGGGUCUUGAAUUUGGGCAUUGAUGCAGGAACUAUUAUAUAAUGAGAGACAUUAACCAGUCAAGGGAAAUCUCAGGAUUUCUGAAAUAUGGUGGGUGUUGUACAUAAUACAUAACUGUUGAACAUUACUAAAUAAAUUAUAUUAUGUUAUUGAAAAGUUAUUCCUAAUCCAUAUUAAUCAAUGAAAUGAAGAACAGUGAUUUAGAAAUAUGUAUAUUACAUAAUUAUUCCACAUUAAGGAAUAAAAAAAGUUGAAAAAAUCAUUAAAAUACUGAGUGUAAUAUGAAGCAAGAUUGAAUACUAUAAAGUAUUGUUUAUGUUAUUUUAAGAAAUUGAGCUUAACUAACAUAAUAUUCAGAUAUAUUUGUGUGCAUUGAAUACCUUUGGGACAAUAAAAAACUGUAGUUCCACUUAAUUUCACAUAGAGGUUCAUUAGUGAGAAAGGAAU
Molecule: messenger RNA, 1180 nt
Organism: Owenia fusiformis
Lineage: Eukaryota; Metazoa; Annelida; Polychaeta; Sabellida; Oweniidae
Source: the annotation of a GenBank genome assembly